Molecule: messenger RNA, 423 nt
Organism: Rotaria socialis
Lineage: Eukaryota; Metazoa; Rotifera; Eurotatoria; Philodinida; Philodinidae
Source: the annotation of a GenBank genome assembly
AUGGAUGAUGAGAGAAUAGAACACCCAUCGUGGUUGAAUACAAGAUUAAUUGAGCCAGGUUUCUAUUUAACAACAGAAGACUAUUAUUAUUCAGUGCCACCAACAAAAUGUGAGCCAAUUAUUGAUGACCAUCAAAUAAAUCUUGGCGGGGAUGAUGAUGAUGUAAUUGAAAUAAAGCAUGUACCUGGCCAUACACCUGGAAGUAUUGUUUGUUAUUAUUCAAGAAAAAACGCUUUAUUUUCAGGUGAUUUUGUUUACGAAUGUGGGAGUGGUAGAUGUCUGUUCCAUUGGGCACCAACAUCACCUUCUAAAGAUUACGUACAAAGUGCUAAGCAGAUGAUUGAUUGGUUCGCUCAACAUGAAAUAAUGAAUGUAAAUCAAGUACGAAAGCCAUUAAACAAAUAUAUCGAGUAUGAAGAAUAA